Molecule: messenger RNA, 1353 nt
Organism: Pseudocercospora fijiensis CIRAD86
Lineage: Eukaryota; Fungi; Ascomycota; Dothideomycetes; Mycosphaerellales; Mycosphaerellaceae
Exons: 5
Coding region: 30-1178 (382 amino acids)
Biological process (GO): zinc ion import across plasma membrane
Cellular component (GO): plasma membrane
Molecular function (GO): low-affinity zinc ion transmembrane transporter activity
Source: RefSeq, a predicted model, not a curated record
CAAAGACACACGAUCGCUACCAAGACAACAUGUCGGAAUGCGAGACAGGCAAUGACUUCGACGGACGCGUGGGCGUGCGCGUCAGCGCAAUCUUUGUGAUACUCGUCGGCAGUGCCCUUGGCGCCAUCUUUCCGGUAUACGCGGCAAGACACAGAGACGCAGGUGUUCCUGAGUGGGCUUUCUUCUUCGCCAAGUAUUUCGGCAGCGGAGUCAUUGUGGCCACAGCUUUCAUUCACCUCCUGUCGCCAGCGUACGAGGCACUAUCCAACGAGUGCCUCACAGGACCGAUUACCGAGUAUGACUGGGUUGCUGGCAUUUGUCUUAUGACGGUGUUUGCUCUGUUCUUCGUCGAACUUAUGACCAUGCGCUUUGCAAAGUUCGGCCAUUCACAUUCUCAUGGUGAUCCCCAUGAGCAUGAAGAAAGCCACGAGAUCCGCGACGCCCAACGUCCAAGGCGAAGCCCAGCGCUGGAACCCAAGACGAAGGACGCUUAUUAUACGGACGAGCCGUCGGAACCGUCCCUUGAGCCUUCACCAGAGCGCUCCUCAUCGCAGCAUGAAGGCCGCUGUCCAACAAGUCCUUACGUGCCGGGUGAUGAUCAUCUUUCGCAUUCAAGAGACCACCCAAACUCUGCCGGUAUUGUCAAACAAGCAAACGGUCGUGCUAGGACCUUCAACCCCGAAAGUUAUGCCGCCCAGAUGACAGCAAUAUUCAUCCUGGAAUUUGGUGUUAUCUUUCACUCCAUCUUCAUUGGCCUUACACUGGCUGUUUCAGGCGCCGAAUUCGUCACUCUGUACAUAGUGCUGACUUUCCAUCAGACCUUUGAAGGUCUUGCGCUGGGCUCUCGUCUUGGGAGCAUUCAAUGGCCGAGGGACCGACGGUGGACACCAUACAUUAUGGGUCUUGCUUAUGCUCUUUCGACCCCGAUUGCCAUAGCGAUUGGCAUCGGUGUGCGCCAGACAUUCAAUCCGGAGAGUCAGACGACUCUGAUUGUCAACGGGAUCUUUGAUUCUAUCUCGGCAGGCAUUCUGAUCUACACUGGUUUGGUUGAGCUAAUGGCACAUGAAUUCAUGUUCUCGUCGCACAUGCAGACGGCGCCUUUGAAGGAAGUCCUUACGGCCGUUGUCUGGAUGGUUCUUGGGGCUCUUCUAAUGGCUAUUCUCGGUAAAUGGGCUUGAAAGAUGACACUCAUGAUUGCAUGUACAAAAGAUUAUAGACCUAGACGAGAUGACGAUCGUGCGACAUUUUGCUGGCUCGCGCGUCCGCGGUUCCUGCCGCGCACUCUCUUUGAAAGUUUGAAGCGGAUUUGGGGAUUUUAUAGAUUUGAACCCAAAUUGAAUUCGUAUCUCCGUC